CCACGCCAGCCGAUGCCCGACCCCGCUCCCAUGAAGACAGGGCUGACUACCGGACCGGUUCUUCGAGUAUCAGCAUGUCGGAUUCAGUAGAUCGCGUCUUCGUCCAUGCCUUGAAUACCGUGAAGAGGAUUCCCCGGACGGGAACCGCGCGCCCACCGGCCGCGGAGCGGUUGAAGCUAUAUGGCUUGUAUAAACAGAGCAUGGGUGAGUCUAUCUUGUGGAUUUCCUAUGGUUCUUCUUAUCCAAGGCGGAUUGGCUUAUAG
Molecule: messenger RNA, 263 nt
Organism: Penicillium daleae
Lineage: Eukaryota; Fungi; Ascomycota; Eurotiomycetes; Eurotiales; Aspergillaceae
Exons: 2
Coding region: 75-263 (62 amino acids)
Molecular function (GO): fatty-acyl-CoA binding
Source: RefSeq, a predicted model, not a curated record